This is a messenger RNA of Xiphias gladius (swordfish), 2034 nucleotides long. It is a transcript of the gene cnga1a, whose product is annotated as cyclic nucleotide gated channel subunit alpha 1a. The annotation marks the transcript as partial. Gene Ontology annotation, biological process: monoatomic cation transmembrane transport; potassium ion transport. Gene Ontology annotation, molecular function: intracellularly cAMP-activated cation channel activity; voltage-gated potassium channel activity; cGMP binding. Lineage: Eukaryota; Metazoa; Chordata; Actinopteri; Istiophoriformes; Xiphiidae. Gene Ontology annotation, cellular component: plasma membrane; intracellular cyclic nucleotide activated cation channel complex. The record is from RefSeq and is a predicted model, not a curated record. The transcript has 8 exons.
AUGACCACUUCGACCACCCUUCCCCACAUCACUGUACCACCUCACACUGCACAACAAAUUGCCACAGACAACGAGGAAGACAGCGAGGAUGACCUACGUGCACCUCAAUCAAAUCCUCAUCAUCUGCUCAAUAUGAAUAACAGUAACAAUAAUGAAGAAAAGAAGGAGAAGAGGGAGAACGAAAAGAAAAAGGAAGAAGAGCAGGCAAAGGAAAAUGAAAAAGAAAAAGAAAAAGAAAAAGAAAAAGAAAAAGAGAAGGAAAAGGAAAAGGAAAAGGAAAAGGAAAAGGACAAAGAUAAGCCCAAAGAAUUGUUUGUCAUUAAUCCUGCUGGGAAUUUGUAUUACAACUGGCUGUUCAUCAUCACACUACCAGUCAUGUACAACUGGACCAUGAUCAUAGCCAGGGCUUGCUUUGAGGAGCUGCAGCAUGACUACAUCAUUUACUGGAUUAUCUUGGACUACACCUCAGACAUAAUCUAUUUGGCUGAUAUACUCGUCAGGACCAGAACAGGUUACCUGGAGCAAGGUCUGAUGGUGAAAGAUAAGAAGCUGCUAUGGGAUUGCUACAUCAGCAGCUUCCAGUUUCGUCUCGAUGUUCUCUCCAUGCUACCCACUGACUUCCUCUAUUUCGUCUUUGGCCUUGACUACCCAGAGAUCCGCAUCAACAAGUUGCUGAGAAUUGGCCGCAUGAUGGAGUUCUUCACGAGGACAGAGACCAAAACCAACUACCCCAACAUCUUCCGUAUCGGCAACUUGAUCAUGUACAUCCUCAUUAUCAUCCACUGGAACGCCUGCUUCUACUUCUCCUUCUCCAAGUCUAUUGGUUUUGGGGCUGAUGACUGGGUUUACCCGGCUCUGGAUGAUCCUGAGGAACCUGAGUUUGGGCAGCCCAUGAGGAAGUAUGCGUUCAGCCUCUACUGGUCCACACUGACCUUGACCACCAUUGGAGAAACACCACCACCAGCCCUGGACUCAGAAUUUCUCUUCCAUGUGGUUGACUUCUUAGUUGGAGUCUUGAUCUUCGCCACAAUUGUAGGAAACAUCGCCACCAUGAUCUCCAACAUGAAUGCUGCCCAAGCCCAGUUUCAGGCCCGAAUUGACAACAUCAAGCAGUACAUGCAGGUUCGAAAAGUCAGCAAGGAACUUGAGUUGCGAGUCAUCACAUGGUUUGACUUUCUAUGGAAUAACGGCAAGGCACAGGAUGAAAGAGAGGUGCUGAGGUACCUUCCAGACAAGCUAAAGGCUGAAAUCGCCAUCCAGGUCCACAUGGACACUCUAAAAAAAGUUCGCAUUUUUGCAGACUGUGAGGCAGGCCUACUGAUCGAACUGGUGCUAAAGCUGCAGCCUCAAGUCUUCAGCCCCGGAGACUACAUCUGCAAGAAGGGCGACAUCGGCCGUGAGAUGUAUAUUAUCAAAGAUGGAAAACUUGCAGUUGUUGCUGAUGAUGGUGUCACACAGUUUGUUGUACUUGGAAGCGGCAGCUAUUUUGGUGAGAUCAGCAUCCUUAAUAUUAAAGGCAGCAAAGCAGGGAACAGGCGAACAGCAAAUAUCCGCAGCAUUGGAUACUCAGACCUCUUCUGUCUGUCCAAAGAUGACCUGAUGGAGUCACUGACAGAGUAUCCUGAUGCUAAAAGCAUGCUAGAGGAGAAAGGCCGGCAGAUCCUGAUGAAAGAUGGUCUGAUAGAGUUGGACCCAGCUAACAUCAUGCCUGAGGUACAGGAGCUGGAGGAGAAGGUCAACAAAUUGUAUAAUACAAUGGAGCUGAUGCAGACCAAGCUGAAGAAGAUUCUGGGAAAUUACAAGAAAGCUGACAAGGCUCUGAGACACCGCAUUGCAGAUCUGGAGCACCUGACAGGAGAGGAGGUAGAAGACGAGGAUGAGGAGGAAGGAGAAGUGAAAAAGGAAGAGAAAGAGGUGGACGGGGAGGAAAAGGAAGAAGAGGAGAAGGAGUCAAAGAAGGAAGAGGAAAAAACUGAGGAAGCAAAAGAUGAGGAAGGAAAGGGUGAAGAGGCAAAAGAAGAGGAGAAAAAAGAU